CAAAAACUGAUUUGCUUCUUGAAACAAGAUACAAGGAUAAAGAUUUUUUUCUUCGACUAGAGAAAAAAUCAUUAACCUCGGAAAGUUUUCUACCUUUGAGACUGAAAGAACAGUUGCAAAGAGAAAUCUUUUCUAUUGUUAGUAUCAUAAAAAAUGACAAGACUCAUAAGCACUCCAUUCAAACUUAGACAGAUAGCUAGACUUUCUAGCUUCAAGUCGGUCUUGAGAACUCAAAAUAAGUCAUACUCCACUGCAUCUUAUGAAGGUGGUAACAUAGUGAAAAAAUUCAAGGACGACAAUGGUUUGCACCUCGUAGAUGUCUCCAAAGUUUUGGUGAUUGGGUCAGGUGGGUUGUCCAUUGGUCAAGCAGGUGAGUUUGAUUAUUCUGGUUCACAAGCUAUCAAGGCACUGAAGGAGGAAAACAAGAAAUCCAUCUUGAUAAAUCCUAAUAUCGCAACCAAUCAGACAUCUCAUUCAUUGGCAGACGAAGUUUACUACUUACCAGUUACUCCUGAAUACAUUACAUAUAUCAUUGAGCGUGAAAAACCAGACGGUAUUCUACUCACUUUUGGUGGUCAAACCGGUUUGAACGUUGGUGUGCAGUUGAACAAGAUGGGUAUCUUGGAGAAGUAUGGUGUCAAGGUUUUGGGAACUCCUAUCAAAACUUUGGAAACUUCUGAAGAUAGAGAUCUUUUCGCUCGUGCAUUGAAUGAAAUUAAUAUUCCAAUUGCUGAAUCUAUUGCUGUGAAUACAGUGGAUGAUGCACUUGCAGCUGCUGCCAAAGUCGGUUACCCCAUCAUUGUCAGAUCUGCAUAUGCUCUUGGCGGUUUAGGAUCUGGUUUUGCUAACAAUGAAUCUGAAUUGAGAAAUUUAUCAGCUCAAUCGUUGUCAUUAGCUCCUCAAAUUUUAGUUGAGAAGUCAUUGAAAGGCUGGAAAGAGGUUGAGUACGAAGUUGUCAGAGAUAGAUGUGACAAUUGUAUCACUGUUUGUAACAUGGAAAAUUUCGACCCUCUAGGUAUCCAUACAGGUGAUUCCAUUGUUGUUGCUCCUUCCCAAACUUUAUCCGAUGAAGAAUAUCACAUGUUAAGAUCUGCUGCUAUCAAAAUCAUCAGACACUUGGGUGUUGUUGGUGAAUGUAAUGUCCAGUACUGCUUGCAGCCAGAUGGAUUAGACUACAGAGUUAUUGAGGUGAAUGCGAGAUUGUCAAGAUCUUCCGCUUUGGCAUCCAAGGCCACAGGUUAUCCAUUGGCUUACACUGCUGCAAAGAUUGGUCUUGGCUACACCCUUCCACAAUUACCAAAUCCUGUUACAAAAUCUACCUCUGCUAAUUUUGAACCAUCACUUGAUUAUAUCGUCACUAAGAUUCCUAGAUGGGAUUUGGCUAAAUUUCAACAUGUGAAAAGAGAUAUUGGUUCUGCUAUGAAGUCUGUUGGUGAAGUUAUGGCAAUUGGUAGAAUCUUUGAAGAAUCUUUCCAAAAGGCAAUUAGACAAGUUGACCCUUCAUUUAUUGGUUUUCAAGGUGGCAAGUUCGAAGACUUAGAUGACACAUUGGCAAACCCAACUGAUAGAAGAUGGUUAGCUGUUGGCCAAGCUUUAUUGCAUGAGGGUUACUCUGUUGACAAGGUUCAUGAGCUCUCUAAGAUUGAUAAAUGGUUCUUGAACAAGUUGAUGAAUAUUGUGAAAAUGCAAAAGGAAAUGGAAGGUCUAGGAUCAAUUGAAAAAAUCGACGAAGAUGUUAUGUCUAGAGCCAAGAAGUUAGGGUUCUCUGAUAAGCAGAUUGCAUUAGCAGUUGGUUCAGACGAACUUUCCGUCAGAUCAUUGAGAAAGAGUUAUGGUAUUACUCCAUUCGUGAAGAGAAUUGAUACUUUGGCUGCAGAAUUCCCCGCUUCUACCAACUACCUAUAUACUACAUACAAUGCUACGUGCCACGAUGUUGAGUUCCAAGAUCAAGGUACAAUGGUGUUGGGAUCCGGUGUUUACAGAAUUGGUUCAUCCGUUGAGUUCGAUUGGUGUGCUGUUUCGACUGCAAGAGCAUUAAGAAAGGCAGGUAAAAAGACCAUCAUGGUCAACUACAACCCGGAAACUGUUUCUACAGAUUUUGAUGAAGUUGACAGAUUGUACUUUGAAGAAUUAUCAUUUGAAAGAGUUAUGGAUAUCUACGAAUUGGAACACUCGGAAGGAAUUGUUGUCUCCGUCGGUGGUCAAUUACCACAAAACAUUGCAUUAAAGUUGCAGAACACAGGUGCACACAUCUUAGGGACUAACCCUGAAGACAUUGACAAGGCCGAAGACAGACACAAAUUUUCCUCCAUUUUGGAUACUCUUGGUGUUGAUCAACCUGAAUGGAAGGAAUUGACCUCUGUUGCCGCAGCUGAAGAGUUUGCCAAUGCUGUCGGUUUUCCAGUCUUGGUCAGACCAUCUUACGUCUUAUCUGGUGCAGCCAUGUCGGUUAUCAGAUCACAAUCCGAGUUGGAAAGUAAGUUAUUGAAUGCUGCUGAGGUUUCGUCUGAACAUCCCGUUGUCAUCUCCAAAUUUAUUGAGGGUGCACAAGAGAUUGAUAUUGAUGCUGUUGCAGCCAACGGUAAGGUCAUUGUUCAUGCUGUUUCUGAGCAUGUUGAAAACGCAGGUAUUCAUUCAGGUGACGCAACUUUGGUGUUGCCGCCUCAAGAUCUUGAUGACGCUAUCAUGGGCAGACUAAAGGAAAUUGCCGACAAAGUUGCGGCUGCUUGGAAGAUCACUGGUCCUUUCAACAUGCAAAUCAUUAAGGCCGAAAACGCAAAGACAGGUGUCCCAGACUUGAAGGUUAUUGAAUGUAACAUCAGAGCAUCCAGAUCGUUCCCAUUCGUCUCGAAGGUGUUGGGUGUCAACUUCAUUGAAGUUGCUGCCAGAGCACUCUUGCAAGACUCCACCUUGAAGCCAGUUGACUUGAUGGGCAAGAAGUACGACUACGUUGCUACUAAGGUUCCACAGUUCUCAUUCACCAGAUUGGCUGGUGCUGACCCAUUCUUGGGUGUCGAAAUGUCCUCCACCGGUGAGAUUGCUUGUUUCGGUAAAGACUUAAUCGAGGCAUACUGGACCACCAUCCAAGCCACCAUGAACUUCCACUUGCCAUUGCCACCAUCCGGUAUCUUGUUUGGUGGUGACUUGACCAAGGACUUCUUGGGCACUGUUGCAAACCGUUUGGGUGGCCUUGGCUACAAGUACUACGCCACGACUCCAGAGGUCGCCCAGUACUUGAGCGAGUACACUGACGUGAAGGUCGAGGUCAUCGAGUUCCCAAAGACCAACAAGAGAGAGUUGAGAGAGGUUUUCCAGAAAUACGACAUCAAGGGUGUGUUCAACUUGGCCAAGGCCAGAGCAGAAAGCCUUGACGACGAGGACUACGUCAUGAGAAGAAACGCUAUCGACUUCGGCAUCCCACUUUUCAACGAACCACAAACUUCGAUGUUGUUUGCGGAAUGCUUGAAAGAGAAGCUUCCAGCUAGACUCGCAGAUCUGCGCAAGUCCGAGGUUGUCAUUCCUCCUGAGGUCAGAAGAUGGAGUGAGUUCAUUGGCGGCAAGCCAGUGUGAGCCCUGCCUCCACGAUACUGUGUACAAGUAAAUAAGUAAAGACUAUAUCAUCUAUAAUCAGAUUCUAAUUUUAACGAACCGAAAAGAAACAAUGCAACAACGGAA
Molecule: messenger RNA, 3675 nt
Organism: Pichia membranifaciens NRRL Y-2026
Lineage: Eukaryota; Fungi; Ascomycota; Pichiomycetes; Pichiales; Pichiaceae
Exons: 1
Coding region: 154-3570 (1138 amino acids)
Biological process (GO): L-citrulline biosynthetic process; 'de novo' pyrimidine nucleobase biosynthetic process; UTP biosynthetic process
Cellular component (GO): cytosol; cytoplasm
Molecular function (GO): ATP binding; dihydroorotase activity; aspartate carbamoyltransferase activity
Source: RefSeq, a predicted model, not a curated record